CUUCUUGGCACUGACACAGCCAAGUCUCCUGCUCCGACACAGAUGUUCCUCCAGCAGCUCUAAGUAACGCUGCUUGACGGAUACAAUGUCAUACCCAGGGGUUCGUGGUCCACCUCAGCCUUCUAAGAGGACUCGCUACUGAUGAAAUCAAAAGCUUAGAGAAGCAUGAGAUGCAGGGCUUUAUCUAAUAUUUUGUCUCAGCUACAGUGGCUGAUGAAUCGCCACAGCUCAGUAUAGUGCUGCUUUACACCCCUGCAACUUUCUUCAAAGCAAACUCUUGGUAAAAUCUUCCAAUUUCCCUCUGAUUGCAAACCGGUGUGAAGACUGGAAUGAUUUGCCUGUUGGAAGAAUGUUGACUCUCGAGUGGGAGUCGGAGGGACUGCAAACAGUGGGUAUUGUUGUGAUUAUAUUUGCGUCUCUGAAGCUGCUUCAUUUGCUGGGACUGAUUGAUUUUUCAGAAGGUUUCCUCUACGCUCAGAACAGUACCAAACGCAGCAUUAAAGAGCGACUUAUGAAGCUCUUGCCCUGCUCGGCUGCCAAAACGACAUCUCCUGUUACUCAAAACACUGUAGAAGAUGAAAUGGAAAUGGCCACAGUACGACAUAGACCUGAAGCUCUUGAACUGCUGGAAGCACAGAGUAAAUUCACAAAGAAGGAACUUCAGAUCUUAUAUAGAGGUUUCAAGAAUGAAUGCCCCAGUGGUGUUGUCAAUGAAGAAACCUUCAAAGAGAUUUACUCUCAGUUCUUUCCACAGGGAGAUUCCACAACGUAUGCACACUUUCUGUUUAAUGCAUUUGACACUGAUCACAAUGGAUCUGUAAGUUUUGAGGAUUUUGUUAUGGGUCUCUCAAUUUUACUGCGAGGGACAGUACAGGAGAAACUGAACUGGGCUUUCAAUUUGUAUGAUAUAAAUAAGGAUGGAUAUAUAACUAAAGAGGAAAUGCUUGAUAUCAUGAAAGCAAUAUAUGAUAUGAUGGGGAAAUGCACCUAUCCUGUUCUCAAGGAAGAUGCUCCUAGACAGCAUGUGGAAACAUUCUUCCAGAAAAUGGACAAAAACAAAGAUGGUGUAGUUACCAUAGAUGAAUUCAUUGAGAGCUGCCAGAAAGAUGAGAAUAUAAUGCGAUCCAUGCAGCUCUUUGAAAAUGUGAUUUAAUGAAGACAUUAGGUCUACAACUAAUGGACAAAUAUGAGCUAUUCGGCAACAUUAUCUAAAAGAUGGAUUUCCCACUUUAUCAUAAAUAAAGUUACUCAGCUUUACACUGAGACAUGGAUUAUGCAAGUAAAUUUUUUAUUAUAAACUCUUCCCAACAAAAAAUUCUUUCUAAAUUAUAAAAUUUAGCUCUUCAACAGUGGCUACUUAGUUAACAAGAUUGUACUGAAAAAACAUGUUUUUACUCCAAAUUCAAACAAACUCACAGUAUGCAGCUUUAUUAUCAUUCCAAACCCUAGUUAAAACAGAUAAAAUCACAAGGAGAUUAAAAAUAUACUCUUAGUUUUGUUACUCAUUUUUACUGGAUUAAACUCCAGGUAUUCAAGUGUAUUUCGCAAAUCUUAGCUUCUAAUUUAUACAGAGGCAUUACCAUGUAUUUUCUUUUCCCAUUUCUAUGGUGUAGUCCUCAUUUUUGAAUAACACUUAGAGUUAAUGCUAUAAUCAGUGUGCAAUGCACAUCUUGCUGCAAUUGCCUUCCACCUUUGACUUGCUUUUCUCUUCCAAAGAAAAAAACCCCAAACCUAACAAAAUUGAUAACCUGAGACGAAGAACUGUUACAGAACAAAAACCCAAACUGCUUAUAGGUAGGUUUAUUCCGUAAAAAAUAUGAGUAAGCUUCUAUCAGUCACACUUACCUAGUAAAUCUAUCACGACAGGAAUACCAGGCGUCCUAUAGACUGUAUUUCUAAUUCUUCUUGGAUGUGUCUGCGAAGUUCUUAGCUUAAAAUUAAGGAUCUUCUAACUUCUAAUUUGUCAUGAAGAAAGCUUAACUGGAUCCUAACAUUUCAUAACUAUGUGUCUUUUUGCCUUUAAUAAAUAAAAAGGCAUGAACUUCCUUUGAAACUUCCAUUCCACUUCAGUGCUGAGAAUGAAUAUCCCUGUGUAGUAACAUCUACUAAUAAUGACUGCUAGUCAGGCUAACAUCUAUUUCAGCUUUUUGUAAUAUCUGUAACUAUGAGACAGAAUCAGGAAAAAAUGGAAACUUCAGCUAUAUAUCAUCUAUAUGUGAUAAAUGCAUUACAUUUUUUUAGGAUCAUUUCUUCAUUAAGAUUGGAGCUAUUUAUUCUGAAUCUAGAAAGAUUUUUCUAAAAAAGUAUGCACCUAAAAUAUAACAAUGCCCCUCCAUCCAUGUAAUUUUUAAGAUAUAUUGUCCACAGAGUUUAUGACAAUAUUUUAAAAUAGGUGAAAUGCUAUCAAGAUAGGCCAACCUUCAUUGUGACAUUGCUGCAGAAAAUGUGAAUUAAUGAAGUAGAAAGAAUGUUGCAAGCAUUCUUUUGUAAAAAUAAAUCAGGUAUCUAUUCUGGUGUAGAGAUGGGAUGUUAGAGGCAUGUUGAAGGCUGCUCUGCUAUCACCAGUGUAGGAUAAGAGUAGUACAAUACAUGUACACCUGAAAUCUGCUGUAGCGUGUUUGUGUAAACUAAAUGUGCACAUUUUGUAAAAAAAAAAAAAA
Chiroxiphia lanceolata (lance-tailed manakin) is the source of this 2660-nucleotide messenger RNA. RefSeq names its product potassium voltage-gated channel interacting protein 4 (gene KCNIP4). NCBI's taxonomy places the organism in Eukaryota, Metazoa, Chordata, Aves, Passeriformes, Pipridae. Gene Ontology annotation, molecular function: calcium ion binding; potassium channel regulator activity. The transcript has 9 exons. The coding region runs from base 350 to 1153 and encodes 267 amino acids. The record is from RefSeq and is a predicted model, not a curated record. Gene Ontology annotation, cellular component: voltage-gated potassium channel complex. Gene Ontology annotation, biological process: regulation of potassium ion transmembrane transport.